AGUUCUAGGAAAGAUCUUAAUGUUGCAAUAAAUCUGACUCAGCACAGCACGGCACCAGUGUUCCGUCGAGGCAGCGGCCGUAUCCAAGUCCGUAACUACAAACCUCAUCAUCAUCAUCAUCAUCAUCAUCCUCAACAACAUGGCGCCAGCGUACAGCUGGACCGCACAUAGACGCCACGGCACUUCUUCAGCAAGUUACUUUACUCACUAAACGCAGCGUCGCGAAGAUUUUUUUUGUAUCUUUUCUUUUUACUUUUCUUGUUACUCUGUUCGUUUGUGCUUUUUGACAAACAAAGAUUAGCAGUUUUGGUCAUAUUAGUCUCAACAACUCACCUGCUUUAGCAAAAAGAACAGACCGUACUGGAUUCACUAACUGUUGCAGUAUUUCUCAUAGUAAAAGGAAAGUGAGCACUGAGAUUACGCAGACGGGAAAAUCACUUUUUUUCCAGAAAAAUAAGCCAUGUAACUGUGCUCGAAAGACUUUUCUUCAGAGGACAUGCAUCUAAACAUGAGCGAAAAUAACUGUCCUUUUGAAGAAAGGGAUAGAGACAGACUUCCUCCUAUACUAAAUCAUAGCUUGGAUCGUGGACCAAAGUUCCCUUUCCCCUCUUAUGGAAGCUUCAUCUCUACCCUGAAUCACAAAAGAGAGUCAGGCAGCCACAGUCUUUCUUCUUCGCUCCUGCUACCUGCAGUCAAACAAGUGAGAGAGCUUCCCCCAAUAUGUCCAGAUGUGAGACAGAAACAUCGUAUCUCUAUUGAUGUUCUCCCUCCAGAGGUGAAGGCUCGUUUUUUCUUAGAACCCAUUAUUCCCAUUCGGACCAAAACCGCCAAAGAGUUUCAGGAUGAUGUCGAGAGGGCAACUAUCUCAGGGGAUUGGAAGCAAGUUCAUGAUUUCUACUUGACCACAUUUGACUCCUUUUUGGAACUCAAUGGUGCAUUUAAGAAAGAAGCAAAUGCUCCCUUCAACACUAUUGAAGACUCAGGAAUAAACAUCAAAUUUGUCAAUAUUGUUUAUGAUGCCUUACUCCACACGCCCGCAGAUACACAGAAAUCAGUCCUGAAGGGAAUUAUUAAUAGCUUAUUAAGAGAAUGGAAAGGGCCUCGCACAAAGGAUGACCUUAGAGCAUAUUUUGUUCUUGUGCAGAACCCUCAGUACACCAGCCCAGCCACAUAUGUCAUCUAUGCACACUUACUGAGGCAAAUAGCAGCCCUGGCUGAAGCGGACCACCAUUUCCUGAUGCACUGGUUUAAAAAGCUGUCUCAGAAGCGUUUCAAACAGCUGGUGGAGCGUUUGCAGCUCUUCAUCACUACCCGCCUAUUUCCUGCCAAGCCAGAGGAGUUGCCGCCCAUGGCCAAAUGCUCCUGGUGGAUUCCCUCAGCCACUAAAGUCCUUUCCCUCCUUAAUGCCGCAAACAGCAUUUCCACUCCCCCUAUCAUCCCUUUCACUGAUUUAUACAACCUAACAUUGGACCACAUAGACUUUAUGGAGGAUUACCACACAUGGCAGGCUCACGGAAAUUCAAACAGGUUCACCUUCUGUCAGUUCCCCUUCAUCCUGUCCACAGUGGUGAAGAAGGCCAUCAUUCAGAGAGACUCUGAGCAGCAGAUGAUCAGCAUGGCCAGGCAAACCCUGGUGGACAAGGUUUCUCGCAGGCAGAGGGUGGAUAUGAGUCUACUGUUUCUCAACAUUAAAGUUAGGCGUCUGCAGCUGGUCAGUGACUCACUGGAUGAGCUUUCGAGAAAGCGAGCAGACCUGAAGAAAAAACUGAAAGUGACGUUUGUUGGGGAAGCAGGGUUGGACAUGGGUGGACUCACAAAAGAGUGGUUUCUCCUCCUGAUUCGACAGAUUUUUCACACAGACUAUGGCAUGUUCACGUAUGUGAAGGAGUCCCAGUGUCAUUGGUUCAGCAGCUGGAAAUGUGACAACUACUCUGAGUUCCGAUUGGUUGGAGCUCUCAUGGGCUUGGCAGUGUACAACAGCAUCACACUGGACAUCCGCUUCCCCCCUUGCGUCUACAAGAAGCUGCUGACCCCACCCAUUGUGCCAUGUGACCUCGACACCACUGUUGGCAUGGCGACCCUCACCUUGGACGACCUCCAGCAGAUUAUGCCUGAUCUUGCCCAUGGACUUGGGGAACUCCUCAACUAUGAAGGAAAUGUUGAAGAGGACUUCUAUACCACAUUUCAGGUUUUUCAAGAAGAACUUGGAGUGAUCAAGUCAUAUAAUCUGAAACCAGGAGGGGACAAGAUCCCUGUAACAAACUUAAACAGAAAAGAAUAUGUCCAGCUCUACAUUGAUUUCCUGCUGAAUAAGUCCAUCUACAGGCAGUUUGCUGCUUUCUAUCAUGGUUUUCAUAGUGUUUGUGCCUCAAAUGCCCUGAUGCUUUUAAGGCCAGAGGAGGUUGAGAUCCUUGUUUGUGGAAGUCCUAACCUGGACAUGGGUUCUCUUCAGCGAGUGGUACAGUAUGAGGGCUACAGCAAGACUGACCCCACCAUCCGAGCCUUCUGGGACGUGGUACUGGCAUUUCCUUUGGAGCUGCAGAAGAAACUGCUCCACUUUACCACAGGAAGUGACCGUGUUCCUGUGGGUGGAAUGGCCGACCUCAAUUUCAAGAUCUCCAAGAUUGAUGUUUCCACUGACUGGCUCCCAGUGUCACAUACAUGUUUCAACCAGAUCUGUCUACCUCCAUACAAGAGCAAGAAAGAACUACGGCAGAAAUUAACUAUUGCCAUUUCAAAUGCAGAGGGCUUCGGAUUGGAGUAGAUUACAGUUGUGGAUAACCUAACUCAUGGCUGUAUUUAACCCGCGUCCACUGAAAGAAUAUGGCUGUGAUAGUUCUAUUACUUGUUUUUAACAGAAAACAGGGUUGUGCCUUUUAAAUUCUUGUUCAGUUUCUGGAUUUGAAUUGAGGUAACAAACAAGAUGCAGAAUUGCAAAUUGAAAUUGUAUGCAAGGAAGUGGAAAUAAAAUAAAUUAAAACUUCAAUAAAGUUCAUAUUUACUAUUGUUCAAAAGUUUAGGAAAGAGAUUAAAACUUUCAUUCAAGAAAGUUGCAAUAAAUUGAUUAAAAAAGACAAAUACAUUUAUAGUGAUACAGUAAAGACAUGUUACAAAAAUUAGUAAGUAAAACUUAGUAAAAGAUUACUAAGAUAAUUCAAAUAAAUGCUAAACUUUCUAUUAAUCAAAGAAUCCUGAAAAUUUUUUUUUUCCACACUAAUAAUAAUCAAAAAUGUUUCUUGUAGGGAUGCACAAUAUUGGAUGUUCACUGAUAACUGAUAUGGCGAUAAUUUUCAACUCGUUUUGGCCAAUUACCGAUGCGAUACCGAUAUAUAAUUAUUUUUUGGUUUUGGUUAGUUUUUAACAAUAACUUAAUUGUUAGAAUUAAAAAAAAAACAAUAGUAAAGUUAUUUUAUAAUGACAGUACAUUGAAGAUUUGAAAAUAAUUAUAAAUAAGGUAUAUAUUAAUCACUGCAUUUUUUUCUUCCAAGAAAAUGCAGUGGUAACCUUUAACAUUUAUUUUAAGAUUUAACAUUUAUAGAUGGUCAAAAGCAAAAGUGUUGUAAAAAUUCUGAAAAUAUUUUAGAGCUCAUAAUUUGUUUAGAUUUUCUUUGCUUCAAGAACGAGCCGCAAUGCUGAUGUGAUCUAAUCGCUAGCACACCCUGAGUCAAUGUAUUCCCCUUAUCGGCAAGAUAUAUCGGCAUAAUUUUUCAUAUCGGGUCGAUGCCGAUAUUUACAUUUAAAGCCAUCAUCUACCGAUUCCGAUAUUGGUCAGAUAAUAUCGUGCAUCCCUAGUUUCUUGAGCACUUGGGUAAUGGACUUGAUCCUUAAGACUAGAGUAAUUACUGCUGAAAUUUAAUCUUUGCCAUCAGAUGAAUAAAUAACAUUUUAAAAUAAAUAGAAAGCAGUUAUUUUAAAUUGUAAUAAUCUUUCACAUAAUAUUCUUUCUGCAGUAAAAUCCACUUCCUGUAAUGUGCUCUAUUCAGUUCUCACUCAUUAAGGAAUUAAUUAUGAGACAAAUCUGCAAUUCUGAAUUUGGCUCAACCCUGACAGCCACAUAAGGUUAGCAUGAAGGUAAUGCACAGCAGUAAUAAUAUAAGCUCUAGAUGUAAAGUUUAAGCAGUAUGAUGUAUUGUGGAUUAUGUGUAUGGAGUAGAAUUAUUUUUUGGGAACCAGGGUUCUAUGAGGAACCCAGUAAACUGUUUGUCUUUAGUCAAUGUGUGAUUUGCACUCAUCAUUGCUGUCUGUUUGAGUGAAGGACCAAACAUUUUAUGUGGUAUUAGAAUAUGUGGAUUUUAUAGACUAUAUAGUAGAUGUCUGUUCAAGAAGCUCCAUUCUGCUACAAUGUAAAAUUAAAAUGAAAUAUAUUUCUUCUUCAGCACUGGCCUGGUAAUGUCCCAUGCUCCUGUUAAAAUUAUGUCAGUAAGGGGCUUGGUCUCAGCUAAAAUAGCCUGGCAAACAGUCUGUCAAACUUGCCCAGCAUUCUUAAAGAGACAGUGCUUUGUCGCAAGGGGUACAGGAGCCCACAGUUAAUAGAAGCUUCUGUGUGAAAUGUUUCUUAAAUCAAGCAUUAUCUUUGCUUCUGAUUAGCUUUUAAAAUGUAGCUGUUAAUAAACUUUAAACGUUUAAAAGUUCUGAGCUCAAACGUCAGUUGGGUGUAGUUUAGUAAUUGUUGACAACCCUUUCUCAACCUCUCUUGGGCAUGAAAGGAAUAUUGGUAAUGUGACAAAAAAAUUUUGUGAAUAUGUCUGUGUCAGUGAUUGUUUCAUGUUGACUAGCCAUAACAUCGAAGAACUGUUUUUUUUUUUUUUUUUUUUUUCUCGAGAUGGUGAUUCUGGUUAUUCUUCAGAUAGAGUGGUUGACAGCAGUAUGGUCACAACAAAAAACUUUAUUUAUUUUUAUGACUAAUGCUCUGCUUUCCCAAUUCAUUUAGGACUCUGAGGUCUAGUUAUACUGCAGUAUGCUUAGUAUGCUAGUAGAUGACCUUUAACUAGUGGGUUGUAUGUCAGUCAUCCAAGUUAUCUUGGCUUGGCUUGUGAGAUUGGAUGCUUGUAGGUGGUGUAUUUUUGCAUAUUUCUGGCUCGUCAUGUCCUCUGUUUAUCUGAAUCACUCCAGUCUUCAUGCUAUGGUUUUAUGUUCUCCAAAGACUGAAUACAAAUGUAUUUACAAUGUAUUUAUUUCAACUUUGAUCAUUAAUUUUUUUAUGAAUAAAGUUAUACGACAAGGU
Carassius carassius (crucian carp) is the source of this 5224-nucleotide messenger RNA. RefSeq names its product HECT domain containing 2 (gene hectd2). The transcript has 21 exons. Lineage: Eukaryota; Metazoa; Chordata; Actinopteri; Cypriniformes; Cyprinidae. The record is from RefSeq and is a predicted model, not a curated record. Bases 497 to 2764 code for a protein of 755 amino acids. Gene Ontology annotation, biological process: protein polyubiquitination. Gene Ontology annotation, molecular function: ubiquitin protein ligase activity.